This is a messenger RNA of Zerene cesonia (dogface butterfly), 4711 nucleotides long. RefSeq lists its product as uncharacterized. The transcript is spliced from 12 exons. NCBI's taxonomy places the organism in Eukaryota, Metazoa, Arthropoda, Insecta, Lepidoptera, Pieridae. The record is from RefSeq and is a predicted model, not a curated record. Bases 111 to 4685 code for a protein of 1524 amino acids.
GUCGGCUUACAAGUGUAGCGCGCCCGGUGUUUAGUCUGAAAUUUAACCAACGUGUUGUAAACAUGUAGUUAUAUUUUAAACUAAAAAAGCAGCAUAUUUGGUGGUUAAAUAUGUCUAAUGUAUAUGAAGACACGGUUGCAGACUUUGAUUUAAAUUUCUUACAGCCUUCGAUUCAUAAUGUGAACAUUGCAAGGAUUGAAAAACAACGACAGUCUCUAAUAAAUGUCAAGAACAAAAUCAUAGCAAGCCAUUGUCUUCUGCAAAAAUUUUACUUACAAAGAGAUAAACUCGAUGAAACUGAAAGUUUGCUUUUAGCUUCGAAAGAGGAGUGUAAACAAGCCUGUCUCGAUUACAAAGUCACUUUAGAAAAAUGCAUUCAAAUGGAAAAGGACAUGAUAAAGUUAAAAGAGGUAAACAAAGAAUUAGAACAAAAGAUAAAUCAUCUGGAUAACCAAUGUGAAGCAAUGAAAUCCCAUGCUCACCAAUUACAAUUAUUGGUUAAAGAGCAUGAGUCUGUAAUAGAAGCUUUAAAUAUAGAGAAACAAUUAGAGAAAAGCACUGUUAAGGAUAAUGAGAGGAAGCUUGCCACACUUGAGAGAGAAAAAGAUCAAUAUUUAAGAGAUAUCCAGUGGAUGCGAGAUGUUAUUUUGGGUAAAAAAAAAACGAAAUCUUGUAAGGAUAUCCUAAACAAAUAUAAGGAUCUUAAGGGAUUAGACGAUAAUUUAGAAUCUGACAACAGUGAUGAUGAAAGUUUUCUUGGAGAUAGUCCUGUUGGUUCACCUACUCAUGAUCAGCAACAAAAUAAGGCUGUAGCUAUGACUUUUAGUGACAAGAUCAUAAAGGGAGCCAUUUAUGAAUCUGGUCCUGAUCAUAAAAUUAAAGAAACACCAAUGAUUGAAAAUGAUUAUGAUUGUUGUACUGAAGAAGUGGUCAGUGAAGAUACUGGCCGAGGAUCAUCAUUAGCAUUUUCUGAUGCAGAAAAAUUUUUGAAUAGCCCUGACUUGGGAUUUGCUACUGAAGGACACCACAAUGUGAACAAUAAAGAAAUUAUUAUCCAUGUUGAUGUUGCCACUAGUCCCAUUAGACUAGAAGAACAUUUAAUAUCAAGUCCAAAUAUAUUUGAUGAUGAAGCUUUACUUAGUGAUAAAAACACAGCAAACAGUCCUGAAUAUUUCAUAACAGAUAUUCCUCUAAGCACAGAAAUAGUAACUAUAAAAGAAAAGAGGCAAUUGGUAGAUGUUGGUACAAAUCCUAUUCAUCACUUUUCUCUAGUUGAUACAUCAACAAGUCCUAUAUUCUUUGAAGUAACAAAAGUUUCUUCAGAUGGAUCAAACACAGAUUCUCGAAUUUUAGAAACAAAUGAAACAGAAAUUGCUAAAAACAUAAGUAAGCAAGACAGUUCUGUAGUUUGUCAAAAGAACAUUUGUACUUUAUCCAGUGGAAAAGAACUGGAAAUAUCUACAGAUUCAUUGAAAAGAAAUUGUUUGGAAGAAAAUAACAGUAAAAAAAUAUGUGAUAAUAUUAAUUAUGACUAUGAAGUGGAAAUGAUACUAGGUAAUAUGCGUUUAGAGCAUGCUUUAAUUACGCCUAUUCCUAGAACACCCACAAUGUCUCACAAAGAGCAACAAAAAGAAUCAAGUGUGUUAUGUUCACAAAGUGAAAAGCAAGACCAUGUUGGAUGUCCAGAUGCUUUGAAAAUAAGAGAAGAAAAUAAGGCAUUACAUGCUAAUAUAUCAUACCUUUGUAAAGAAAUCAUGCAAAUCAAAAAUAUUUUGAAAACUAAAAUGCCUGAUAGCGCCGAAAAUGUUCCAAGUUUUAAUAGUGAAAUAUGUCAUUUAUUUGAUGAUAGUAGUCAAGAAACCAUAAUUUUGACUAAAGAUGAUACAUUGUCUAAUGAUUCUAGAAGUGAAAAUAUAUUACAAUGUCAUAAUUCAGAAAGAAAUUUAGAUUUAAAUUCUGCUACUUUAGAUUUGACCAAACAACAUCCAAUUUCCAAAGACAACCUUGAACUUCAAAUACCAGUGGAGAGUUCGCACAUAGAAAGAGACACUCUUGAUAUUGAUGAAACAACAAGUGGUAAUCAUACUGAGGUGAUCGAAAAAUCAUUUAUCAAUUCUAACAAUGAAGACAUUAGUCAAGAGUCCCCAAGGAAUAUAUUUGAAAACAACAGAAAAUCCUAUAACAAUAACAAAAUUAAAUUUCAAAACGAGGUGCACGAUAUUGAAAAGAUUACUAAUAAUGAAAAUAACAAUUAUGAAAGCCAAGAAAUAGAAGAGAGUAAGGCUGUUGAUCCAAAAAAUUGUAGAACAAUAAACAAAAUUCGAAAACUAACUAAACUCGAUAGGUUUAAGAAAAAAAUUAUGCCAAAAUGUAAAAUUAGUGGAUACGCGGAUAAUCCAACUUUGAGAAAAUUAAGAAAAAGAACUCAGUUAGUUCCAGUAACAAAUAAGAAAUCUUUUGAAAUUUUGAAUAAUAAGGAGGCAUAUGAUAAAGCCUUAAAAGUAAUGGCAGAAUUAAAAUCAAAAAGUAAUGUUGAACUUAAAAAAGAUUUCCGAAAGCCAAAUUCCAAAUUAAUUAACAAAACCGAAGAUUUACCAAGUAUAAAUGACAAUGAUAAGUCUUUUGAAUCUCAUGAAACUGAAAACCAAUUAAAACAAAGUUCAGGACAAGACAAAAUAAGAAUAUCAACAGAUAACACAACUAACAAUUAUUCAUUUGAUAGUGAAAAAGAGCUGUCCAAGUCCUGUUGUGAUGUAAAAGAUUCUGUACCAGAUAGUACAAACCAAAAUCAAACUAUUUCAACACGAAGUAGGAGUAAAAUAAUUCUAGCAAACACAGCAGAAAUAAGAGAAAAGAGUAAAGAUGUUAAAAGUGAUAAUAAAAUUGACCUAAAUUUGCAAAAAACCGGUCGUCGGAGAAAAAGAGUUGAUUCUGGUAAUUCGGAUGUUAGUUGUAAAAGGAUGCUACGAAGUUCAAAUUCAGAAAAAACAGGGGCAAAAGAAUUGAGUUAUGAUUUGAGUCUUACCGUACCACAAAAUAAGCAAGUAACUAUCGAUUAUUCGGACUUAGAUACUUUUUCAACAAAUACAGAAAUGAUUGUUGAAAAAGAGAAUAUACAAUCUGAUAAUGUCAGUUCAAAAGAAAUCGUUAAUGGGAGAAGUGAACUUGAUAAAAGUACUAGCAAUCAUUUGGUAUUGUCAAAACGGAGAUCAGUAAGGCUUAGUUCACAAAAUUCUGAAACAUCUUAUAAAAGAUUGUUGCGCAGCACUAUUUGUGAAUCAGUUAAACAAAAAAAUACUAAAGUAGAUCUAUCAAAAACUUUGAAUGAACCAAGUAUUAUUGUGGAAGAUGAACGAAUAACUAAUCCUGCAUUUAGUGCCUCUAAAAGUGACAAUGAUAAGGUUAAUCAUAUACAGCAAUCAAAUGAUUGUAGAACUAUGAGUAAUCUCAGUAAUAGUAUUUUAUGUAAAAUGAUAAUCAAACAUGGUCGUGCUGCUUUCAAAAGUAAAUCAACAAAAGUGACAGAUACAAUUGCAGACACAAUUUGCAAAAAACUCGACAGUUCAAUAGCGCACAUUUUAGAAGCUGAGCCUGAUAAAGUCCAAUCAGCCAUUAGUGAAAUGGUAGAGGAAAUGAGAAAUAUAAAUGAAAAGAGCCUAUUAGCUGGUUUAAUUAAGCAUCUCCAAGAUCCAGCAAGAAAACUUGAAUUAUAUAAUAAAGUUAAUUGUAAUGGACCCCUAGCUAUGACAAAAAGAGAACAAAUUAUUUUAGCUGCUCUCCAACGUUUAAAUACAUCUGAAUAUAAUGUUGUGAACAAUUUGUUAAGUAACAUUGAGUAUACACUGUUUCGUCUGAAUCAUUCACCAGAUUUUGAUACAAUCGAGAGUCUUUCCCAUUUUUAUGCAGUGACAUGCAAAUUGUUCCAUAUGAAAUAUCGGUUAAAGACAUUCCUUUUAGAUGCUAUGUAUUGUCUUCAAUAUAAGGCAGUCGCUCUCAUAAAGCAAUGUCUAACUGCAUGGAUGCAUAUUUUGCCAAUGGCACACAUGAAAUAUGCAAAAACACCAUUGAUUACCUGUAUAGUUUAUUUACUACAUUUUUAUAAAUGUGAGGAUAAGUUUAACCGAGUCCAAGAUAUAAGGUGGAUACUGAAUAAGAAAUAUUUCUAUAAGUUUAGCGAAUGGAACGAAACAAAAAUUCUGGAAAUGUUUAACAAUGCAAUUAAAAGUGUCAAAGAUGAUCAAUCUGAUAGAUACAUGUUGAGGGUAGCUUUAUUAAUUUUUGCAAAGCGUCAUGGAGCAAGUUGGUGCCAAAGAAAUGUUAUUAACAAUAUGCUUUUACCAAUGAUAGAAGCUGAAAAUACAGUGGAAAGAGUAAAGAUAUUCUGCAUAAAAAUGUUGGGGCCACUCCUCAAACCAUAUCCACCUGAUAUGAAAGUACACUGUGAAAUUAUUGUUAAUCAGCUGUUAGAUAUGUUGGAUCAAGAACAUUUGUCGCGUGGUGUUAAAGAAGCAAUAUUUACAAGUUUGAUUUACAUGAGCAAGCAUAACCCGCCGCGUAUCACUAAAGCUCUGUUGUCAUGGCAACCUGAGGAGAUAUCUUCCGAACUUGAAAUCUUAUUGAAAGCUUAUGUAAGAGAGAAACCAAUAAAGGCUUGGAAAACAAUUUUAUCUAGAAUACACAUUUAAAAUAUUACGCAUGUAAUUAAACUCCG